Molecule: messenger RNA, 608 nt
Organism: Protomyces lactucae-debilis
Lineage: Eukaryota; Fungi; Ascomycota; Taphrinomycetes; Taphrinales; Protomycetaceae
Exons: 3
Coding region: 65-517 (150 amino acids)
Source: RefSeq, a predicted model, not a curated record
CAGCUCACAGUGGUGUUUAGCCCAUUCUGUGCAUCUGGCAGCUUGCAGUACAAGAUUACCACUGAUGGCGUACAUCAUGCGUAGGAUACAGAGACCGCGGCCGCCUUCCUUGGCAGUGGCAGGGUGCGUGCCAUCUCGUUGCCGCCUCACCCACUGCGCCUCAACUUUCGUCACCUCCAAGAAGCAUCCACACGGACAAGCACAUCCUCGAGUGCCCGCAUCAGUAAGACUUGAGCGCAAACUACCAAAAGACAUGUCGCAGUAUCAGCAGUAUCCCCAGCAGCCUCAGCAGGCAUACCAGCAAGGCUAUCCUGCGCAAGGCAACUACAACCAGCAACAGGGCUAUCCUCCUCAGGCUGGCUAUCAGCCCAACUAUCCGCCACAGCAAGGCUACGCAGCACAGCAACCGAUGUAUGUGCAGCAGCAACCGGCAAGGCAGAGUAACUCGGGUCAGAACUGUUGUCUAGCGUGCUGCAGUGCUCUUCUCUGCUGUUGCGCCUUGGACGCCAUCUUUUAGAGCCCUUCGCAAAUGGAUCUUCAUUACCUAGUAUUCCAGGUACAAACUUAUCGUUCUGAGCUCUGAUGCGCCUUGCAUGUGCUUUCUUGAC